AUGCUAGCGCUGUCUAGCGCUGUGCUCGCUCUACCAGCACCUGACGGAGAUGCUUGCACCUAUUUGGUCGACGCAAUAGUCUAUCAUUAUGACACUACCACGGAGACGUCUUGGACUACAAUUUCCCAAUCCACAACUUUCAUCGUAACGAACGACGCGAAAUCGACCUCGUUUCCCACUAGUAGCACGACUACAGUGACGCAGACAGCCGCUGCCGAUAAACGAGACUUGAAGGAUGAUGAAAUAACGACAGCCGCCGAAACGGCUGACGACAUCGUGGACUUGCAAAAACGCGACUGCACAAGGGUCGUCACCGGCACUAGUACCGCAGCUUCACUUAUGACGACGACGACUACCACCACUGCGACAGUAGAGGUCUUUACAGGUCCUGUUACAGUCGUUAAUCUACACUUGGAAAUAUUCCAAAUGAUCCUUUCGGAAGAAGCCAAAAUUCAUCCCCAUAGCUCUAUUCCCGUCUGGCCUAAUGACCGAACUCAAACACCCUGGACCAGGAGUUCAUGGAUUACGCAAAUGCCAGCCCGCACAUCCCCGCCAACCGUUUAG
This is a messenger RNA of Penicillium lagena, 564 nucleotides long. RefSeq lists its product as uncharacterized. The coding region runs from base 1 to 564 and encodes 187 amino acids. The transcript has a single exon. Lineage: Eukaryota; Fungi; Ascomycota; Eurotiomycetes; Eurotiales; Aspergillaceae. The record is from RefSeq and is a predicted model, not a curated record.